This is a messenger RNA of Ricinus communis (castor bean), 1465 nucleotides long. Its product is annotated as ABSCISIC ACID-INSENSITIVE 5-like protein 2. Gene Ontology annotation, molecular function: DNA-binding transcription factor activity. Gene Ontology annotation, cellular component: nucleus. The transcript has 4 exons. The coding region runs from base 462 to 1271 and encodes 269 amino acids. The record is from RefSeq and is a predicted model, not a curated record. Gene Ontology annotation, biological process: positive regulation of DNA-templated transcription. Lineage: Eukaryota; Viridiplantae; Streptophyta; Magnoliopsida; Malpighiales; Euphorbiaceae.
CUUUUUUCUUUUGGUUUUCUUUUUAUUCGUCCAGUACUGUGUGAACUGUUUGACGUAUUUUUUUUAUUUAAAUUUAAUUUUAUUGAUGGAUUAUUGGUCUCUUUUUAGUUUCUGUGGACUUCUAUUUAUUUAUUUCAAAUUUGAUUCUACUUUUGUAGAGAUAAAAAAUGAGUUUUUGCAAACCCUUGUAUUUCUGGUUAUUUCAGAUGUAAAGAUAUGGAGAAAGAAAAAAAAAAUUACAGAGGAAAAACAAAGAUUUGCUUUUGCGUUUAAUAGACCUCAAUAUGUAUUAUGUAAUUUGCUUUUGGAAUUUCGAAAUGGCAGUUUGGAUGGCUGUUUCUCUUCCAUAAGGAGCAUUAGUUGCUCUAUGGUUCAUCAUGAAAAUGCAUUGCAUAAUUUUUCUGCUCUUAAAUGUAAUAAGCAAUGAUGAAAGAUAGGUUUGGAGGCAUAGAGUUGGGCGAAUGGGGAUCCAAACGAUGGGAUCUCAAAGUAAUGGCCAACAGUCUCAUCUGCAGCCACCCUAUCAGUUGAGAAGGCAAAACUCGUGGUUUAGUUUAACUCUUAAUGAAGUGGAAAACCAACUAGAAAAUCUAGGAAAACCCUUGGGUAGCAUGAACCUUGAUGAGCUGCUAAAAAAUGUUUGGAGCACUGAAGCAAAUCAUUUGGACAUUGAAAAUACCUCCUCAGCAUCUUCUCUCCAGCAGCAAUCUAGCUUAACAUUGGCUAGAGCAUUAAGUGGUAAAACGGUGGAUCAGGUAUGGAAGGAAAUUCUGCAAGGGCAGAAGAAGAGGUUCUGUCAGGAAACAAAAGCCCAGGAAAAAGAACCUACACUCGGUGAAAUAACUUUGGAGGACUUCCUGGUACAGGCAGGGCUUUUUGCUGAAGCUUCAUUAAGUCCUAUGGAAUUGGUCACUGUUGAUACAGUGACCCCUCAAAGUUUCCCACAGAAAAUGGCCUUGUCAUCAUCACCAUCAACCGGCACUUUAUCAGACACAAUGGCGUCAGUGCAAAAAAGGGAUGCUCCAGAUACAGUUGAGAAAAGCAUAGAGAGGAGGUUGAGGAGAAAGAUCAAGAACAGGGAAUCUGCAGCACGUUCUCGAGCUAGAAAACAGGCUUAUCAUAACGAGCUUGUGAGCAAGGUUUCACGUCUGGAGGAGGCAAAUAUAAAGCUGAAGAAAGAGAAGUUUCGGUUUUGGUUUCUCUCUGCCCAACUUGUUCCUCUGGUUUGUGGUUUGGCUGUUCUCCUUUUGUACUGGAUAAUUCCAUUGUAACCAUAGUUAUAAAUUGGGAUCCGUUUUGGCUGGCUGGAAUGGCUGAGAUUCUCCAUUCUAACCAAAAUCUGUAAUGAAAAUCUUUUGAUUUAUUUCUUUGAAUAUUUUUGCCAUUUUGGAAAAAAUGAUUUAGUAUUUAUGAUAAUGUAAAUUAUGCAAAUUUAAUAAUUAUAAUAUUGUAAUGAUUUUGAUUU